GCCUUCAAAUUCUGCACUUUUGUAACAUGAACAUUUUCAAAGCCAACAAACCCAAAGACCAAGAAGCGUACUCCAAUGUGAUCGAGGGUCUGAGUCGACUAUACACCCAGAAGUUGCUUCCUCUCGAACAGGCAUACAAAUUUCAUGAUUUUCAUUCCCCUGCUCUGGAGCAAGGCGACUUUGACUGCAAACCCAUGGUUUUGUUGAUCGGACAAUAUUCUACUGGGAAAACUACCUUCAUUCGUUAUCUUCUGGGCCAAGACUUUCCCGGCAUACGUAUCGGUCCGGAGCCAACAACUGACAGCUUCAUUGCUGUCAUGUACAACGAAAGAGAAGGCAUUAUCCCAGGAAACGCUUUAGUAAUGGAUCAUAAAAAGCAAUUUCGCCCGAUGAGCCGAUUCGGGAACAAUUUUCUUAAUCGUUUUCAAUGCUCUCACAUGAAGAACGAGGUACUUGAGAGCAUCACCUUUAUCGACACACCAGGAAUACUCAGUGGCGAGAAGCAAAGAAUCGAUCGAGGUUACGACUUUUCUGGAGUGAUUGAGUGGUUCUCCGAACGUGUGGAUCGAAUCAUUCUGCUUUUUGACGCCCACAAAUUGGACAUAUCUGAUGAAUUUAAGCGCGUAAUAGAAGUUCUCAAAGGUAACGAGGAUAAAAUUCGCAUUGUGCUCAACAAAGCCGACAUGGUGGAUUCGCAGCAACUGAUGCGUGUUUACGGAGCACUAAUGUGGAGCUUGGGCAAAAUACUCAACACCCCCGAAGUGGCCCGCGUGUACAUUGGCACCUUUUGGGAUCAUCGCCUGAUGUUUGACGCCAAUCGGAAGUUGUUCGAAUUGGAACAGCGCGAUUUGUUUCGUGAGCUGAGCUCGUUGCCUGGAAGUGCCGCUCUGCGCAAACUGAAUGAUUUUAUCCGACGGGCUCGUUUGGCAAAGGUCCACGCUUACAUCAUCGCCUACCUAAAAGAACAAAUGCCCGCAUUGAUUGCUCGAGAUUCCAAAAAGAACCAACUCAUCGCCAAUUUGAGCAAAGUGUACGAAACCCUGUCUCGAACGCAUCAUAUCUCUCUCGGUGAUUUCCCUAAUGUGACCCGGAUGCAAGAAUCGUUGACCUUGUUCGAUUUCCGUCAUCUCACUUCCCUACAGCCAAAAUUGAUCAAGGCGGUGGACGAUAUGUUGGCCAACGACGUGGCCAAACUGAUGCAGAUGAUUCCUCAGCCACAACAGCUUACCGGACAGGAGCAGCAAGCCAUCGGUGACACAAAAGGGUCCGUGGCACGCGGAGGCGCCUUCGACGCUUGCGACACUCCUUUCAGUUACCAAGCCAGCGAGGGUAUCAAUCGAGGCAUGUUUGACAACGAUUGGGUAGUCUCUCGAGACAGGGCGCAAGCAGACGAGAUAUUCCUUACUUUGGAUCCAGUAAAUGGAAAAAUUAGUGGUGAAUCUGCGCGCAAGCACAUGAUCAAGUCGCAGCUGCCAAGCAGCACAUUACGGAAAAUCUGGAUCCUAGGUGACGUCGACCGAGACGGAUGUCUAGAUGAAGACGAAUUCGCUUUGGUCUGCCACCUUAUAAAAUUGAAACUGGAAGGUGACGAUCUCCCAUCGGUCCUGCCUCCACAUCUCAUUCCUCCAUCCAAGCGUCAGUUAAACGCCAUUGUGGAAAACGGUCACGACCUAAACUACUGACCUACCUAAUUGAAACACAUCCCCUAUCAUCAUUUUCUUAACCAGAUCGGUGCUGGCUAGUCUUGAUUCGAUGAGCUACUUUGCACACACAGACACUGCGUGCAUUCUUCUCCUAACGGUUGUGAGAUUGUGGGCUCCUGUUCCUCUGUUUCAACAACGCUGUAUCACGAACGACGCGAUCACGCUUGCAAAUACUCAUCCUUUUUUCAAGCAUGAUAACAGUUUUGAAAAACACACCUCUUUCGUUCCUACUUAUUAUUACUAUCGUCACGCAGCAUGUUUUUCAUACAUGAGCUCGGUAUUUUCUUAUCUCCAUUAUUUGCCUUUCAAGUGCCGAGCUCGAAAUGCAGCUUUCAUUUUGUGUCUCUUAUGUUCCGUUGGUUAAUUUCAGGUUUCGAAACUGGGCUAUCCGAGCUUCCAUGUGAUUACACCCGCAUCUCUGCAACAGUCUUGUACAAUUUUCCUCCAAAUACUCGAUUUCUCAUUAUACUUUACCUCACCAGUGCCACCUUGCAAUUCACAGCAGAUACAGUCAUUU
Molecule: messenger RNA, 2220 nt
Organism: Dicrocoelium dendriticum
Lineage: Eukaryota; Metazoa; Platyhelminthes; Trematoda; Plagiorchiida; Dicrocoeliidae
Source: the annotation of a GenBank genome assembly